Messenger RNA from Lottia gigantea (owl limpet), 1479 nucleotides. RefSeq lists its product as hypothetical. The transcript is spliced from 8 exons. Gene Ontology annotation, molecular function: deoxyribose-phosphate aldolase activity. The record is from RefSeq and is a predicted model, not a curated record. Gene Ontology annotation, cellular component: cytoplasm. Lineage: Eukaryota; Metazoa; Mollusca; Gastropoda; Lottiidae. Gene Ontology annotation, biological process: deoxyribonucleotide catabolic process; carbohydrate catabolic process. Bases 1 to 969 code for a protein of 322 amino acids.
AUGGCAGCUCGAAACCCAGGAAUCGAAUACGAUGAAACAUGGAUACAGAAUGUGUAUAUCAAUCUACCAGCAGUUAAACGUAGAGCAGAAACACUGGGAACCAGACGCACAGUUAAAAAACAAUGGCAGGCAGCAUGGUUAUUGAGAGCUGUAUCUUGUAUAGAUUUAACAACAUUAGCAGGAGAUGAUACACCAGCUAAUGUAUCUAGGUUAUGCUAUAAAGCUAGAAAUCCUAUCAGAUCUGAUUUGAUUAAGGCAGUUGGGAUGCAAGAUAAAGGCAAGUUGUGUCUGACUACUGGUGCUGUUUGUGUUUAUCCAAGUCGGAUACAGGAUUGUGCUAAGGCACUGAAGGCAUGUAAUGGUACCAAGAUACCUAUAGCAUCAGUUGCUACUGGAUUUCCUGCUGGUCAAACACCAUUAAAGACUAGAUUGGAAGAAAUAAGACAGGCUGUAGAGGAUGGAGCGAGAGAAAUAGACAUUGUUAUAAACAGAACAAUGGCUUUAACUGGAGAUUGGAAAGGGGUAUAUAAUGAAGUAAGAUUAAUGAGAGAAGCUUGUGGUGAAGCUCAUUUAAAAACUAUACUUGCUACUGGUGAACUAGGCUCCAUGGUAAAUGUUUAUAAAGCUAGUAUGGUCUGUAUGAUGGCAGGUGCUGAUUUUAUCAAGACAUCCACUGGUAAGGAAGGUGUUAAUGCUACUCUACCAGUAGGUCUAGUCAUGGUUAGAGCUAUCAGAGAAUAUUACCAACGAACAAAUUACAAGGUUGGUUUUAAACCAGCUGGUGGUAUCAGGACAGCUAAAGAUGCCUGUACCUGGUUGUCUCUGAUGAAAGAAGAACUUGGUGAUGAUUGGACCAAACCAAACCUGUUCCGUUUUGGGGCUAGUAGUCUUUUAGGAGACAUUGAAAGGCAAAUCUUUCAUUAUGUAACUGGAAGAUAUGCUGCAGCUCAUGAACUACCAAUGGCCUAAUUUUAAAUCCUUAAUUAUAUCUACCUCAUGGAAAAUGAACUAAUCUGCUGGGAUGUAAAAAUUAUAUUUUUUUAUAGUGUUUGGAAUUUAAAGUUACAGGGAUUGUAAAAAGGAUUUCUAAAAUUUGUAUGUGUAUCUGGGACACACAAUUUUCAUCAUUCCAAUUUUCAAUCAGACAUCGGGGGUUCCUGCAAUUUCACUAAAACUAAUUGUGAUUACUGACGUCAUCAAACACUUAGUCUUUUAAUGGAAUUGCAGGAACCAAAAACGUCUGAUAGAAAUUGGAAUGGUGCAAAUUGAUGAUAUAAGAGUACCCAAUACACAUAAUUUGCAUCAUUCCAAUUUUCAAACAGACGUCUGGGGUUCCUGCAAUUCCACUAAAACUAAAUGCAUUUUCUGAUGUCAUAAAUCAGUUAGUUUUAAUGGAAUUACAGGAACCACAAUCGCCUCUUUUGAAAAUUGGAAUGGUGCAAAUUGAUGUUAUAAGUGUCCAUAUACACAUAAUUUUUU